Molecule: messenger RNA, 786 nt
Organism: Fraxinus pennsylvanica
Lineage: Eukaryota; Viridiplantae; Streptophyta; Magnoliopsida; Lamiales; Oleaceae
Source: the annotation of a GenBank genome assembly
AUGAGUUGCAAUGGCUGCAGAGUCCUUCGCAAAGGUUGCAGUGGUGACUGCACGCUCAGGCCUUGCCUUCAAUGGAUCAAAUCUCCUGAAUCUCAAGCCAACGCCACUCUCUUCCUUGCCAAAUUCUACGGCCGCGCCGGACUUAUUAAUCUCAUCAAUUCCGGCCCUGAUAAUCUCCGCCCAGAGGUUUUUAGGUCGCUUUUGUAUGAAGCCUGUGGGAGGAUCAUCAAUCCGAUAUAUGGAUCGGUGGGACUGAUGUGGUCUGGAAAUUGGCAGCAGUGCCAGGCAGCUGUGGAGGCGGUGCUCAAAGGUGCUCCCCUCGUGCAAGUUUCUAAUACUGAUGGGAACAGUGCUACACAGGCACGCUCCAUCAUGCCUUUUCAGGGCUGUGACAUCCGCCACCUCUCAAAGAACUCCGCCGCCGAAGCCAUCCAUCGAGUCCGGACCCGCAAACGCUCCGCCCCGCAAAUGAACAAUCCCCUACACGCGAUGGCUGCCGCCGCAUCCGAGUUGAUGAAUGAGUCAGAAGAGAAAUUUACCAUAACGGGAUGGGAUUGCGCUGAAGAUUACAAAGCUUUUGAGGAUCAGUUGAAGAGAGCCCCUAGUCACGAUUCCUACUCCGUUGAAACAGUGGAACCCUCAUUGCUGAACCCGGAUACUGGCUUGAAAUCGGUGCCCCAUCACACUGAAAACGAUGAUAUUGGAUUGGAGUUGACUCUGGGGUUCAAUCCAGUGCUGCGCAAUCAUCUGCCCACAGUAAUAGAGCUCUCUGAUAGCGAAGGUUGA